Neodiprion fabricii is the source of this 1551-nucleotide messenger RNA. RefSeq names its product GTPase Era, mitochondrial. The transcript is spliced from 3 exons. The record is from RefSeq and is a predicted model, not a curated record. Gene Ontology annotation, molecular function: GTP binding; ribosomal small subunit binding; rRNA binding. Gene Ontology annotation, cellular component: mitochondrial matrix. Gene Ontology annotation, biological process: ribosomal small subunit assembly. NCBI's taxonomy places the organism in Eukaryota, Metazoa, Arthropoda, Insecta, Hymenoptera, Diprionidae. The coding region runs from base 392 to 1423 and encodes 343 amino acids.
CUCGUCGCCGUUUAAAUCGAUUCUUCGCAGAUGUUUCUAAAAUACUGUUUUCAACAACUCCUUUCGGAAAUACGAUUAACGAAUGCAUUUGGUCAUUAGACUCAUUAUGAAAGUACUAUUGGAUAAGAUGUUUUUCGGUCCCGUAAAUCUCUGCAAAUACCUUUGUCCACUGAUCUCUAGCGACUUGUCAUCUGCACUGUUGAUCGUCAUUCACCAGUCAUGCGUGCCGGUCCGACGGCAGCGACGUGUAGGCGCGUUACGUUCAUACAUACACGUACGAAUAGCAAAACAUGCUGAGAUUUUUGGUGAUUUGUGAGCUUUGUAAUCCAAUUUACACCGUUGCUUGGUCAGUAUAAAGACUGUUAUAAAUAAGUGACUCACCGAGAUCCAAAUGUUCUUGUUCCGGAGAUGCUCGAUUCGAGUUAUAACGUCGAGUAGACGGAGCACCCCUGUACAAGCAGCUAGGUUAUACAGCGCCGAACGACUUGAGAAAUAUGAUGCCCCGGUUUCAGCGGACGAUGAUUUCAGCAACGUACGUAGGGAAGAAUUCAAAUCUUUGAGAAUCGCGAUAUUGGGGCUACCGAACGCGGGGAAGAGUACUCUUAUCAACCAGCUAAUCCAUCAUCAGGUAUGUGCCUCGUCAAUGAGGAAGCACACGACCCGUAUGGCAUGCCGUGCCGUCCUACACACAGACACCACAGAGUUGGUAUUUGUAGAUACGCCUGGUGUCGUCACGACCCAAGAAGUCAAACGUCACAACUUGGAGAGUAGCUUCCAAAGUGACCCUGAAGUCGCCCUAAAACAGGUAGAUGUUGUAGGUGUUCUCCACGAUGUAUCCAGAUCCAGACUUAGACAAGAGAUACUUCCAGAAGUACUAAACCUGUUGAAGACCUUGGAUUCUGAUACGCCAACUUUAUUAUUAAUGAACAAAGUUGAUCAGAUAAAGAAUAAACGAAGGUUGUUAGAAUUUGUUAAUCACUUAACUGGUGAAAAUGGAUGGCAAAACUUUGCAGAUAUCUUUAUGUUGUCUGCAUUGAAUGGGGACGGAGUGUCGGAUUUAAGGGAAUACCUCCUUGUUUCGGCAAAACCUCGAGACUGGGACUACGAAAAAGAUACUUUAACUGAUCAAAAACCAGAAGAAAUGAUUAUACGUAUUGUACGUGCCAGCCUCCUAGAUGUUCUUCCAGCAGAAAUCCCAUACAACCUCAACAUUCAGAUGGAAUAUUACAACGUUUGCGAGGAUGGAAGCAUCAAUACUUUUGUUCUGAUCGAAUGUCCCAGUGAGCGAUUGUACAAGCUAAUUCUUCGCAAACUGAAAAGCAAGUUGAGAUAUAUGGCUGAAAAGGUAGAACAAACACUAAGUAAGAAUCUUCAACAGACCGUCAGAGUAAGAUUGGUUUUCCAGCCAAAAAGAGUAACUUAAGUAUACAAUUACAUGAUAGCAUCAGCGUGUAUAUAGUAAUAGUAAAGUAUCAAUUAUUCUUUUAUAUCUCCUUGUACACUCCUUGGUAGUUCAAUAAAGUCUACCAACUGCGUAUGAUUCGAUUUCGA